Messenger RNA from Asparagus officinalis (garden asparagus), 1723 nucleotides. RefSeq names its product kelch repeat-containing protein At3g27220-like. Gene Ontology annotation, molecular function: protein binding. The record is from RefSeq and is a predicted model, not a curated record. NCBI's taxonomy places the organism in Eukaryota, Viridiplantae, Streptophyta, Magnoliopsida, Asparagales, Asparagaceae.
UCAACCCAAAACCUUCCUCGAAAAAAAAAAGGUCCCCUUCUUUCCUCCUUCCUCUUCUUCACUCUCUCUCUCUCUCUCUCUCUCUCAAGUCUCAGUUCUCCCAUUUCCUCUCCCAUUUCCAACUCAAACGAUGCUCAUCAUUUCUCAGUGAGAUCCAUGGCGAGAUUUGGCGGCAAACAUGGAUCCAGAAAAUACUUGUUCGUAUUAUCCUGCAUCGCUCUCCUCGGGAUCGCCCUCGUCGCCGAUUUCCUCUGGGCUUCUUCCUCCUCCUCCGCGUCGUCCUCCCCCAAUUGGUCCUCCGCCCUAGAUUUCCCCCUCGAGCAGCCAAUUCAUGCCUUUAAAUCUCCCGAUCCCAAGCCAGUAAGUCCCCGGACUUCCCCCGGAUUAGGGUUUUAGUUCGAUAAUUCCAGGUGAUUUCCUUUGUUUUUUGUUUUCUUUUUGGGGUUUAGGGAAAGAAGAAGAGCGGAGGGAGAUUAAAGCGUUGAUGAAAGAUGUGAACUUGACUUGCGGAUUUGCCGGCGGCCAAUUGCAAUGGGAGGAGAUGGCGGCUGCGCCUGUGCCGAGAUUGGACGGAGCGGCUAUACAGAUUGAGAAUCUUUUGUUUGUAUUUGCUGGUUAUGGUACUAUUGAUUAUGUGCAUUCUCAUGUGGAUAUCUAUAACUUCACUGAUAAUACAUGGGGAGGAAGAUUUGAUAUGCCUAAAGAAAUGGCCCAUUCACAUCUAGGGAUGGUAACAGAUGGUAGAUACAUCUAUGUGGUCACUGGGCAAUAUGGACCACAAUGUAGAGGGCCUACAGCUCGCAACUUUGUCCUAGACACAGAGAAGAAAGAGUGGCAUGACUUACCUCCUUUACCUGUGCCGAGGUAUGCACCGGCCACCCAGUUGUGGAGAGGUAGACUGCAUGUUAUGGUGCAGCAAGAGGACCGGCCCAACGAGCCUGGCACUCAGCAUUGGAGUCUUGCGGUAAAGGAUGGAAAGCUUGAGAAAGAAUGGCGAAGCAAAUACCAAUACCUCGUGUGUCCUCACCGGGCUUGUGUGGUUGCUAAUGAUCGGCUUCUUGUGAUUGGUGGCCAAGAGGGUGAUUUUAUGGCCAAACCUGGAUCACCUAUCUUCAAAUGUGCUCGGAGGAGUGAGGUGGUAUACGGCAAUGUCUACAUGCUUGACGACAAACAGAAAUGGACAGAACUGCCUCCAAUGCCAAAGCCAGAUUCCCAUAUAGAAUUUGCAUGGAAAAUGGUUAAUAACUCCAUUAUCAUCGCCGGAGGCACAACAGAGAAACAUCCCAUAACCAAGAAGAUGGUGCUGGUUGGGGAAGUCUUUCGAUUCAAUCUAGAUACCAUGGAGUGGUCUGUAGUUGGACGAAUGCCUUUCCGCAUAAAGACUACCUUAGUUGGAUACUGGGAUGGAUGGUUAUAUUUCACAUCGGGCCAACGAGACAGAGGUCCCGACGAUCCUUCUCCGAAGAAAGUCGUAGGAUGCGUUUAUAGGACAAAGUUACACUUGUGAUUUCUUUUUCAUCCAACUCAACAUAGAUCGAGUUGGACAUUUUUAAUUACAGUUCUGUUCAAUUUGUAUGUAAACUAGACGAUUAUUUGAUUCGUUUCAGGGAAGUACCCAUGUCCUUUGUAUCAAUCCGUGUUUACGUAUAUCCCAAAGUGAAAUAUGUAAGUGCUUUUUUCGAUCUUCUCGGCUUGUGAUUAUGGUAAUAUACAUUCAAAGUUA